CCAUUACCCACAUGUCCAUCUGCGAACGGGGAGGCUUUUCUGCAUGGCGGGAUUUUGCUGUUUUAGCAUUGUGAAGGCGUGUGGAAUAUAAAGACUGCAUGCAGAAACGUGGAUUCUGUGCGUGCAUGUGUGUGUCUCGAAGCGCAAAUUGCAUCAAUAGUGUAAUACAUAGAGCUGGAUCUCUAAGCGAUUGAGUUCUCCUCUUUAAUGGAAGGACUAUAUCACGAUAUUUCAAGAAUUUCCUAUUACUCAGAAUAUGACAGACACCUAGCGUACAGUAAAGGCAUGGCGACGGCGUACCUGGAGCCCAGCCUGAGCCACGGCGGGGGGGUCAAAUCUCGGCUCAGUGGGGGAACAGAGCGCUCCGCCCCGUGUCCCGACCGUGUCCUCAAGGUCAUCCACCACUUUGAGAGCAAGAGUGAGCACAGCGAGCACAGCACAUGGUGCAGCAACAUCCGUCACGGAGAUGCCACCGAUGUCCGGGGAAUCAUACAGAAGAUCGUGGACAUCCAUAAAGUGAAAUGUGUGGCAUGUUUCGGCCUUCGCCUCAGCCAUGUCCAAUCAGGAGAGGUCCACUGGCUCCACCCCGACAUGGGCGUAUCCCACGUGAGGGAGAAAUACGAGCAGAACCGAUCACAGGACGAGUGGAGGUACGAGCUGCGGAUCCGCUACCUGACAAAGGGCUUCCUGAUUCAGUUUAGUGAAGACAAACCAACGCUGAAUUUCUUCUACCAGCAGGUGAAGAAUGAUUACAUGUUAGAAAUAGCCGAUCAGGUUGACCAGGACAUUGCGCUCAAGCUGGGAUGCCUCGAGAUCAGGAGAUUUUACAAAGAAAUGAGAGGAAAUGCUUUGGACAAGAAGUCCAACUACGAGCUGUUAGAAAAAGAUGUCGGUCUCCGGCGGUUCUUCCCCAAGAGUCUACUAGAUUCAGUAAAGGCUAAAACAUUGCGGAAGCAGAUUCAGCAGACGUUUAAGCAGUUCGCCAGCCUGAACGAUGAACAGAGCAUUCUCAAGUUCUUUGAGAUCCUUGCUCCAGUCUACAGAUUUGACAAGGAGUGCUUUAAAUGUGCUCUGGGGUCGAGCUGGGUUAUCUCAGUGGAGCUGGCUAUUGGUCCUGAGGAAGGUAUCAGCUACCUGACCGAUAAAGGCUCAACACCGACACACUUGGCGAACUUCACACAGGUGCAGAGCAUCCAGUACUCGUGCAUGGAGGAGCGUGAGAGGAAGGGCAUGCUGCAGCUGGAUGUGGCUGGGGCUGCUGAGCCUCUCACUGUCACUACGCCGUCCUUCACCACGGCAGAGAACAUGGCCGACCUGAUAGACGGUUACUGUCGCCUGGUCAACGGCGUCACCCAGUCCUUCAUCGUCAGGCCUCAGAAAGAGGGAGAGAGAGCACUUCCAUCUAUCCCAAAGCUUGGAAACAGUGAGAAGCGGUUAGAAGCCGUUCGAGCUGGAGUCCGUACCAUCUCUGUAUCAGACUCUGUGACUCCAACACCACCCAAAGCAGCUAAAGCUCGUCGCUUUCUCCUUCCUUUUGUCUUCUGCUCCCAUGAUUCUCCACCGAAGGAAGAUAUUAGUGGGGAUGAAACAGACGACUAUGCAGAGAUCAUAGACGAGGAGGAUACAUACACAAUGCCUUCCACCAGCUCUCUCACUUUUCUCCCUACCGUAACCCCCCCAGCCGAGUGGUAUGGAGUAGACAAAGCCAGGGAUUAUGAGAUCCAACGUGAGCGCAUCGAGCUGGGCCUCUGCAUAGGAGAAGGGCAGUUUGGAGACGUGCACCAAGGGAUCUAUGCCAGCCCAGAGAACCCUUCUCUGUCUGUGGCCAUUAAAACAUGCAAGAACUGCACCUCGGAUAGCGUGCGGGAGAAAUUCCUGCAGGAAGCUUUGACAAUGCGGCAGUUUGACCAUCCUCACAUCGUCAAGCUGAUCGGUGUAAUCACGGAGAACCCAGUCUGGAUCAUUAUGGAACUCUGCACUCUUGGCGAGUUGCGGUCAUUCUUACAAGUAAGGAAAUACAACCUGGAUCUGGCAGCACUGAUUUUGUAUGCCCACCAGCUGAGCACAGCUUUGGCUUACCUGGAAAGCAAGAGAUUCGUGCAUAGGGACAUUGCUGCCAGGAAUGUGUUAGUGUCUUCCGCAGACUGUGUGAAACUUGGAGACUUUGGACUCUCCAGGUACAUGGAGGACAGCUCCUAUUAUAAAGCCUCCAAAGGGAAACUGCCAAUCAAAUGGAUGGCACCAGAAUCCAUAAACUUCCGCCGCUUUACCUCAGCCAGUGAUGUGUGGAUGUUUGGCGUGUGUAUGUGGGAGAUACUGAUGUAUGGCAUCAAGCCUUUCCAAGGUGUAAAGAACAACGAUGUGAUCGGGCGAAUAGAGAACGGCGAGCGCCUGGCCAUGCCCCCCAACUGCCCACCCACCCUUUACAGCCUGAUGACAAAAUGCUGGGCAUACGACCCGGGCAAGAGGCCACGCUUCACCGAACUCAAGACCCAGCUCAACACCAUUCUGGAGGAGGAGAAAGCUCAGCAAGAGGAACGCAUGCGUAUGGAAAUGAGGCGUCAAGUCACAGUGGCCUGGGACUCUGGUGGAUCAGAUGAUGCUCCUCCCAAACCCAGCCGACCAGGUUAUCCCAGUCCUCGGUCCAGUGAAGGUUUUGUCCCGAGUCCACAGCACGCAGGCCAGCACAAUCAUUACCAGGGACCGGGUUACCCUUCAUCUCAUGGCAUGCCUCCAAUGCCUAGUGGAGGAUACCCUGCCCAGGCCUCUGUUCUGGAGCCACAUGAGGCCUGGAACCACCACAGACAAGACGUACCUGUGUGGUCUCCUAAUAUGGAGGAUGGAGGUGCUCUGGACAUGCGUGCACUGGGUCAGGGACUCCCACCUCACCUGAUGGAGGAGAGACUGAUGAUGCAGCAGCAGCAGAUGGAGGAGGAUCAACGCUGGCUGGAGCAGGAGGAAAGCUUCCUGAAGCCGGAGUCGAGGAAUUCACGGGGCAGUAUUGACCGAGAAGACGGUGCUCUCCAGGGGCUGAUGGGUAACCAGCAUGUAUAUCAACCUGUGGGCAAAGCAGAUCCCGGAGCUCCACCUAAGAAACCUCCCCGUCCAGGAGCUCCAAGUCACCUGAGCAGCACAGCCAGCAUCAGCCCGGUGGACAGCUAUAACGAGGGCGUCAAGCCCUGGAGGAUCCAGCCUCAGGAGAUUAGUCCACCACCCACAGCCAACCUCGACCGCUCCAAUGAUAAGGUCUACGAGAAUGUGACUGGACUGGUGAAGGCAGUGAUUGAGAUGUCCAGUAAAAUCCAACCUGCGUCCCCUGAAGAAUAUGUGCCCAUGGUGAAGGAUGUCGGACUGGCUCUGAGAAUGCUUCUAGCGACUGUGGACGAGACCAUCCCAAUUUUACCACCUAGCACACACAGAGAGAUUGAGAUGGCUCAGAAGCUGUUGAACUCGGACCUGGCUGAGCUGAUUAAUAAGAUGAAGCUGGCGCAGCAGUACAUGCUCACCAGCCUGCAGCAGGACUACAAGAAACAGAUGCUCACAGCUGCACACGCGCUGGCAGUCGACGCCAAGAACCUGCUGGACGUAAUUGACCAAGCAAGGCUGAAGAUGAUCGCUCAGUCAAGGCCCUACUAGUCCUUUUCCUCUGGAACGUAAAGUUCAGGAGAGACAGAUCCUAUAAUAGCACAGGAGAGAGACGAGCGGACACGAUGUCCGAUGCUGGGACAGUACAGUGAUGUCAUAUACUGAAUCACAACACAGCACAAGUGGCUCUUCAGAUGGAACACACCUCAUACGCCUGACGUCUCACCACAAGAUUAUGAAAUAAGUCUUUUGUAUAGAGACCUAAAUACACAUGUUCUAUGGACUUGAAGAUACAAUGCUAAUCAAGUUUUUAUUGUCUUGUUUGUGCUGGCUGUUUUCUUUCUUUUCUUUUUUUUUUUCUUUUUUAAAUAAGUUUAGAGAUAAACUCCAGCAACGGACACUUUUAUCUGAGAAAACACCGCAACUGGAAUCCACAUGGAAAUCAGAGCUAACGCAGAGUCUGGAACAGCCUGAGCUUACCCAAAGGUGUUCUGCAGACACUUACACACUUCCUCUUUUGAACUGUUCUACAGCAAGAUCCUGUCAUUAUUCUGAUACACACACACAUUUGUUCUUUUUAUCCUCUGACUUCCACUCAGGGGGCACCUUGAGACACGACAUAACACAUCAUGCUGUUCAACGUCAUAUUCUGCACAAGAAUGCAUAUAUUUUUUAAAGAAUUAUCUAUGAAAUUAAGAUAAAAAAUAGUGUAUCUAAUACUGGGGUAUUAAUGGUUAUAAAAUGUCAUCAGGGACUGAAAACAAAUUCAAUUCAUUAAACACCACCUAUUCAUAUCAGACAGUAAAGCACAGUUUUAAUAGGUUUUUCUUACUCAUCGCUUCCUCAAAGUAAAGCUGGUUAAUGUAAACAUAGUCCACAUUUACCACAAAUCGCUACGUAUUUUCCCAGGCUGACAAAGUCAGUCAUGUCACCCCUGUGUAUAGUACAAUCUAUAAAUGAACCCACUUUGUCACUCUGAUAAAUUAUUCUCAGGAAGAAAACUGACUGUACAGAACCUUUAACUAAUAAAAUGUGUUACUCUUGUA
Molecule: messenger RNA, 4631 nt
Organism: Tachysurus fulvidraco (yellow catfish)
Lineage: Eukaryota; Metazoa; Chordata; Actinopteri; Siluriformes; Bagridae
Gene: ptk2aa
Product: protein tyrosine kinase 2aa
Exons: 36
Coding region: 208-3636 (1142 amino acids)
Biological process (GO): signal complex assembly; protein phosphorylation
Cellular component (GO): cytoskeleton; focal adhesion
Molecular function (GO): ATP binding; protein tyrosine kinase activity
Source: RefSeq, a predicted model, not a curated record